AUGCCAAAGUACCCUUUAUCAGCAGUACCCAAACAACAACAACAACAACAACAAUCUUCUAUUGGAGAGAAAAAGUCAUCUUCUUUAUUAAAUGAUGUGAAUGUGUGGGAACCCAACAAAGUACUCACUCCACACAUCUCUGUACGAUGUUGUCCGUUAACAACGGAAGAGUGUCGCACGUUUGCUGUCUCUCCACCGUACUCCUCACAUGGAAAUAAUAAUAAUAAUAAUAAUAACUCCAUUAUCGCCAUGUAUCCUAUUGCUGUGGAGAAGCGAUUAUCAUCAUCCAAUAGGAAUUCAGAGAAAAAGGAGGAAAAAGGGGGUAUUGGAAUUAUCGUCACAAGUCCAAUGGGUAAAGGGACCACAGAAAGGCAUGAAUUUCCAUCUGUGUUUGAUUACGUAUUCUUUCCACAAACCGUAGAGUGUUUCAUACGAUUACGACAAGAGUGGAAACAGUCUUUUCCUCUUCAUUCCCAUACUACUCAUACUCAUAAUAAUAAUAAUAAUACUAAUACUAAUAAAUCUAAUAAUAGUAAUAGUAAUAAUACUAUGCGUAUGAGUAUGGGAAUAAGAUCAGAGAUGGAUGGGGAUAUGUGUUGUUAUGAGACUCUACUGGAUUUGAGUUCAGUGGUGGGUGCAGAUGCCGCUUUGGCUGCACAAAUAAUGAGAAACGCAAUUUGCCCGAGUCGUGGAUUUCGCCCGGCACCACUCUCACAGUUUGAGGGAAUAUCAUUGUUUAGAAAGAAUGAAGAAGAUGAGGAAGAGGCCGCAGAACUUCAACGAGAUGUGGAACAGAUGGCCUUUAUCGAUCCCCUCUGUACAUCCAAGUCUAUAAAGGGAAGUAACUCUCCACGGAGUACACGGCAAACUCAUCGUUCACCAUUACUUAUAUCCUCAUCUUCUUCUUCACCUUUAUUAUUAUUACCAUCAACCACAUCUAUUGUGGAUGCGGCUGCGGUAGUAGAGGCGGAAAUGGAUGUAAAUCGUUUUCUCUCCAUGGAUGAUGAAGAUAAAGCUAUUGUACCGUUGUUAACAGAUGGUCAUCAUAUCGCUGUAUUAACAUAUGGUCCUCCACAGAGUGGAAAGACGUAUACACUCUUUAGUGCGAAUGGAAUUAUUACUCAUGUUGUGCGGGGACUUUGUCAACAACGUUGUCGAUAUCAGACAAUGAUGGGAAAAAGUAUACCUGCAGGAAUGAAGGAAGUCUGUUAUGAUAAUCCUAUACGGGUGGCAUUAGUGGCAUUUCAAGAUGAUCUCUCAUCUAACAGUAGUAGUAGUAGUAGUAAUCAUCAUAAUAAUAAUAAUAAUAAUAUGGAUAUGGAUAUUAAUAGUGAUAGUGAUAGUGGUCAUGGGAUAUUUUCAUCUGUGUUUGUGUAUGAUUUGUGGAAUCCCGCAUCCUUCGCUGCUGUCAAACGUACAGUCUCUCUCACUCGAACAACAACAACAACGAAAAGAAGAAAAAGAACUGAAACAUCAAUAAACACAAGUAACCGUACAGAAAGAGAAGAAGAGGAAGAAAAGGAAGACUCUUCAUUAUUAUCUCCUCUAUUAGUGGAGGGUGCUAUUUGGUUAGAUGUGUAUACAGAAGAAGAAAUGAUAUUUUAUCAACAAAGUGGAUUAGAGCACCUUUCACUUCUCCGUGAGAAACUCCACACACUUGCGGUUUAUACUCCAUUACAUAUUGCCCUCUUACUUCGUACCGCUAUUGGUGUGGGUAUGAAAACUGUAAAUAGCCCCACUGAAGGAGUAGCGACAGUGAAGAGAAGCAAAAGUAAUAAUAAUAAUAAUAAUGAUAAUAAUAAUAAUAAUAAUAAUAAUAAUAAUAAUAAUCCAACUCUACAAACAAAACAACAACAACAACAACAAAGAGAAUUACCAGUUUCUCCUGUUUAUCAUGCAGAAGGUAUAUUUAUUGAAUUACAAUGGACAUCACAAGUUGCCGAUGGAAGUUUACUUCGUUCUAGUUUAAAACAACAAUCCUCUUUCUCAUCUAUGAAGACGACACCAAGUACACUCUCACUAUUAUUAAAGUCUGUUCAAUUUGGAAAUGCGAAACUCUUUCUUAUUGCAACUAUACCUGCCUCUUCACUACGUGUAUUGGAUACGAUAGAUACACUUCAAACAGCAGUGGAUUGUAAAUCCUUAUGUCAACAUCCAUUACGUUUAUUUGUGCCUUCUUUGUUAGAUCCUGUUGUGGUGAUGCGUCGGGAAUUAGAAGCCAUCACGGCGAAACUGAAAACUAUAUCGGAGUUAAAGAAAGAUCAUGACAAUAAUAAUAAUAAUAAUAAUGAUAGUGGUAGUAGUAGUAGUAGUAGUGAUAUUGAUAUUGAUAUUAAUAAGAAAAAGAAUAUAAAUGAUACUAUUACAGCUUCAGAGUGGUAUCAUCGUCGUUUAUUGGUGUUAUCAUCAUCUAUACAACAACUAACAGCAACACCAGAAGAACGUCAAUUAUCACAACAACAACUUAUUUCAUCAUGGUUAAAGACCACACGUAUGCUGCGAAAAGACCUUGUACAAGCCUGGAUGAAUUUAAAGAAUAAACGUUAUCUUUCUUUUACCGUAUCCAGUAAAGAAGAAGAAGAAAAAGAAAAAGAAAAAGAAGAAGAGGGUUUAUUUACUAUGGGUGAUCCAAUAUUAGAAAAACCACUAAAGCCAUUUCUUCUUAUGCUACCAGCUCCCACUACAACUAAUACUAUUAAUACUAAUACUAAUCUCCAUCAUGGUGAGUUCAACACAACACUUGCGGCUACUGAAACAACUGCACUUCAUCAAUCAUUACAAGAAAUAGGAGGAAUGGAUACAUUACCUGUUUUUUAUGAUAUGAAUAUAAUCCAUAUUAGUGAUGGGGCUCCUUCUCAUCCCUCACUUUCUCUCUAUUUCUCAUCAACAUCCUCGUCCAGUGUUUCUUCACCUUUAUCACAGUUUACACGAGUAGCGACAACGAGAAGAAACGGCGCCGUCUUAAAUGAUUGGCCUUUACCAAAACAAAAUAGGAGAGAUGAUGAUUGGAUAGUGGAAUUGUCUGUUGAAUGUACUGUAUUUGGAGAAGUUUUUCUUACUGCUUCUCUACGGCGAAAUAUUCCAUUAGUUACUACUUCUACUUCUACUUCUUCUACUUCUCUCGAUUUAUCUAUACCACCGCUUCCACCUCCUGUUCAUAUAAACGGUCAUUCUAUUCCAUGGGGAUCUUCACAAAACCCGCAUGCAUUUCAUUCUAAUUCUGUUGCUGUUUCUAUGGGAAUAUCAUCGGAUUGUUUUUGGGUCCCACUUUCACCUGGUUCACGUAUAUCUAUUGGGCCGUAUGUGUUUAUCGUGAUAGUAAGAGUAGAAGCACCGUCUUUACUUUCUGUAUCUCUUCCUUCAAAGAUAAUAAUAACAACAACAGAGUUGGAGUUUAUUUCAAGAGGACGUUUAAUAUUAUGGGAGUGUCGUUGUCGUUUGGAAUUAUUUGAAUGGCAUCGACAACAAUUACAAUAUUUUCUUAAUGUUAAACAACAACAAUGGCAACAGGUCCAACAACGUCAAAAGAGGAAGAAACUUAUAUUUGGUGAUGGAUCUUCAUCUAUGCGAAGGGCUAAUGGAGGAGUGGAAUCUCUAUUAGUGGAGGAGAAUAGACAACGACUACGACUUCGUUGGGCAUAUGUAGAACGGGAUUUACUCCUAUUAUAUCAUACAGUUAUGCAAGAAUGUAUACUCGCGUGGAGGCGACUGAUCAACAGUAAUAAUAAUAAUAAUAAUAAUAAUAAUAAUAAUAAUAAUAAUACAUAUGAAGUGAAAAAUAGAAGAGAAAAAACAAUCAUUCCAUCGCCUUCCGUGUUAUUCCCAUUAGAGUGGAUGCCUCCUACUCUUACUGAAAGUAUAUAUACUAGUACUGAUAGUAGUAUAAAGAUAAAGAAUUUCGGUAAACUGAGUCCUCAGUUAGAUCUCUUGCUAAGAUGUGUAUCACAAGAACUCAUGACGAGAGAGGUAAUACCAAAGAAAUAUCUUUUUACUCCAAAACAACAUGGCACUCUCACUCAUUAUACUCUUGGUAAUAAAAACUAUAGCCAAAGUAACCAUACUCAUACUCAUAAUAAUAAUAAUAAUAAAUAUUAUGAUAUGAAUUCAGAUGCAAAUUUACUUAUGACAACAUUGUAUAUACGUGCUUGGGAAGAGAUUAGCAUUCAUGGAAGCUCUACGUAUACCAAACCAACUGGGACUCUCACCACUAUUCCAAAAGAAGAAGAAAAAGAAAAAGAAGAUGUGAAUUUAGAGGAAAGUACAGAAAGUGAAGGAUUUGAUGAUUUGAGGAAGAAACAAGAGAGGUCUCUACAAAUACGAGAACUCUCUCCAGAAGAGUUGUGUCGUGAAUGGGAUUCACUGGAUGAAUAUUUGAGUAUACAAUUAGAUAGGAAUCUAAAGAUUGAAAAAAAGUUAAAGAAACGUGCUGAGAAGAAGCAAUUAACUGUAGCACCUGUUGUACGUAUGCCUCGUGAGAAUUUUAUUUAUCCUAAUAAUCUUAUAAAAGUACGUUCAUUACUUGAAAACAGUGGAGGAUAUAUAUGUUUACUUUAUCCUUCUCUCUCUAUAUCAUCACUUAUCCCUGCAAUGCUGCUGUGCAGAUCGGAUAUAAAGAAUGAUCUCAACAGUAAUAAUGAUCAUCAUCAUCAUUAUAACAGUGUGGAGAAGUUUGAUUCUAUGGAUAUUGUAACGGAUGCUUUUCCCUCAUCUUUAUAUGUAAUGCCCUCUAUUCGGGAGUUACCAGCAGAUCGUCAACUUCGUCGACUUCUCGCCUUUCCAGAGGAACGUGAUUUUCAUUUACAUAAUUACAAACAAAGUCUAUUAUUAGAGUUACUUAAAUUCUUAAAAGAGGUGGAGCAAUCACGAUUGUGGAAACCAGAUGGACCAACAGUUCCUUUACAUAAGAAUGAAUAUGAAAACAUCAUCUCUGGAAAUGGUCCAAGUUUCCGUGAAACUAUUGAUCAAAACGCUAUGAAGGAGAAGGAGAAGAAGAAAAAGAAAAAUAUUUCAGAAGCGACAUCUAAAUUAACGAAAGGACAAGAAAAAUCAAAGGAAGAAAAGGAAAAUGAUGAAGAAGAAGAUGAUGAAGAUGAAUGGGAAUAUGAAGUGGCUGCACCUUUUUUAACAAUUCAUUCAUUAUGUGUUUUUGAUCAUUUACACCGUUUAAAACAGACAAAAACGGAUCUUCUUUCUACUGGGAAAACUACAAUAUUUAUACCAACAACAGCCGUUAUACGUGGUCACUUUUUAUACUACUUUGAUGGGGAGCAUAGACCACAACUGGGAGAUAAGGCGAAAGGUGGAUGUUAUCUCCUUGGAGCCACUAUAGUCGCUAUUACAAAGUGUACAUUAAAUGAAAAACAUAGUGAAGUCAUCGCAGAAGCAGAAAUUACAAAAACAACAACAACAAUAGAAGGAGCAGCAGCAGCAGUAGAGGGAAAGAAUGAACUCACACUGCAGAGUAAAAAUUCGGAAUCUUCUUAUGCUAAUAAUCAAGAAGGUUUAAGAGAAGUACUUCAAGCUGCAGAUGAUUUUAAUAAGGGAUCUAAACAAGGUUUAUCACAGAAACCGUUUCUGUCUUUUCCUAAAUCUGGUACAAGUCAUCAAACAGAAAAAAACAAAGAGGAAGAUGAUCCUACGAAAUCUCAUUCAUUUUUAAAACGAAAUAUCACUUUCUUUACAAGUGGUCAAAAUCCUAAACGUUUUGAUAUUAACCAUAACAAUAAGAGUGAUGGUGAUAGUGAUUUAAGUCAUUUCAUUGAGAUUAUUCCUUCUGUUCGUCGAAGUGGUGGUGGAAAUCAUCUCUUUGAUACCCGAAGAAAUCAUCUCUUGCUUGGAUUUCGCAGCUCUGAACUCUGGCAACAGUGGAAGAUGUGGUUAAAUCUCGCCUCUAUGCCGCUUCCCUCUCCACGACUGCAGAGACACUUUGGACCACAUCGUAUGGAAGAGGCGGCUAUUGCGGCCUACACCGAAUUGCAGUUGGCUCGACUGUGGGAAAGAGAAAAAAAGGGAAAUGUCUCUAUUCCACAGAAAAUGGUGAUUUCUCUUUGGGGUGAAAAGGAAUUUCAUGAUAGUGGACGUGCAGUGGGUUUAACAGCACGUGAACUUCGUUGUGUGUUGGCGGUGGUAGAAGAAAUAUCCUUAUCGUAUGUCUAUCUUCAACUUUUAGAAGAGAGAAGAAUAAUAGUAAGGAAAGGAAGAGAAUCCACCUUCUCUUUGGGUUUCUCUGCAAAGAAUAGAGAUGAUGAAUUGCAGGAAUUGUUAGACUCGGAAUUAUUGUUUGAACCCAUUAAAGGAUUUCCACGAGGAUUUCUUCGUUCUCGCUAUCGUCGUGAGAGUUCUGAACUUCAUUUAGGCCUUGGCCGUGCCCUGCAUAAACUCUUUAAUCCAUUAGAGGUCAAAGAGGAAAUAGCCUCUAAUGAGUAUACAAGAAGACAGUCUUCCAUGUUUAUAUCAGAAGAAGAAGAAGGAAAGAAAGAAGAAAAAAAGGAAAAAGAAAAAAAAGAAGAACGGGAAGAUAUUGGGGCUCUUGCAACUCCUUCAUUGGUACUCCCAUUAGGGGCGAUUCCUUUUGCGAGACAACUUCGAACAUGUUUUGUCACUCAUGUACGACGUAAAGGGAUUGGCAAUUAUAGUAAUCAUAGUAAUAGUGUGAGUGGUGUUAACAGGAGUAGAAAUAAUAAUAAUAAUAAUAAUAAUAAUAAUAAUAAUAAUAAUGUUUCUACUCUUUCUCAAACAGUGGAUUGUGCCUCUUCUGUACUGAGGCAAUAUUCUAACAAACAGAGAAAUAAUUAUUCUACUCCUAUGAAAUUUAAUACAAGCAGAAUGUCAGGAAAGAGAGAAGAUAUACAAACUAAAGAGGGAAUAAAUAGUGUUUAUACCAGUAAAGAAGAAGAAAAAGAAGAAGAAGAAGGAUAUUAUAAUGAAGAUAUUCCUAUUAACUGUCGAACCCCAUUUCGUCAUUUUAGGCUUCUGGAUGUGGAGCGAAUUCAUGCAGAUCGUUAUGCCUCACAUGUGUGGUUUAUUGAUUUAUUUAAUGGAACGAUUGAGUGUACAACGAGUGCACCUGCAGAGGAAGAUCCACGUCUACGUCGAGAUGGUUACAUUCGUUCAGCUGUUUAUCAGAGUUAUGAAUUACUUCAUGUAGGACGUUGUGAUUCUUUUACUGGAGAGGAUGAAAAAGAUGAAAAGGAUAUAAUGGAAAGAAAGAGAAAAGGAGAAUCUGUUUCUACACCUUCAACAUCAUCCUUUUAUGGAGUUACGAUUGUUUUUUAUCGUAAUCAUCAUAUAGUUUAUAAUGACUACUUUGAUGACUUGAUGGAACGGGAACGUUUUUUGGAAUCUGUUUCUAUACUACGUCCAACGGUGCGAAGCUUUGUUCCUGCUUUUACAAUCUCAUUACCCCAUCACAAUCUAUUUCAAGAAAAUCCUCUUAUUUCUAAUAAUAAUAAUAAUAAUAAUAAUAAUAAUAAUAAUAAUAAUAAUAAUGAGGAGAGUGAUGAUGAUGAUGAUGAUUUGUUGUUGGCUGAGUUAAUGGGUGAAGGGCCAUCGGUGCUCUCUCAUACACCGUGUAGUAGUGAUGUCCAUCUCUCUGCAGUAUUGCCCACUGCUCCCCUCACGAGUGUCGCCUGUUUUUGGUUUGCAGUUCUGCAGCAAAUGCAAGAGGAUGAUAUUCUGUUUACAAAUACAACAUCCACUAUAUCAAGAACAAAACCCGUAUGGUGGUAUAAACUACAUCAGCAGAAUAAUAAUAAUAAUAAUAAUAAUAAUAAUAAUAAUAAUAAUAAGAAACAACAUCAAUAUGGAGAUGAAAAGGCAUGGAAUAUUAGAGUAGAUGCUACUCUCUCUAAUAGCAGUGAAUAUAAGGCAAAGAAAGUUCAAGGCCUUGCCCCGUUUGCCUUAAGGGAAUAUACCAAAAAGGAUGAGAAUAUGGAAGAAAAGGGUUUAACAGAUGAAUUAACGAAAUUACAGGAAUAUUGUAAUUUACUGGACUCUAUUCUUGAGGAUGGUCCAUUCUCACAACGACAAGUAAAAAAUAAUAAUAAUAAUAAUGAUGAAAAAACGUUUACGGUAAAAUUAGAAGGAGAGUGUGGACUUCAGAUUAGUGGGGAAUCCACCUUGCCUCUCACUGUGUGGACAGGCACUGUAAAUCUCGAGGGAGUUCCAAUGGAGAAUUCAGAGUCGCUGCGUAAAUGGCUGGAGUUGUUAUCCCCAAAGUGGAUGAAGAAACGCAUGGCCUCUGAGAAGAGGAAAAAGAAGAAACAACAACAACAACAACAAGAAGAAUAUACUACUAAGGAAGAUGUUGUAGACUUUCUCUUUGGUCGUGACUCUUCAGAGAAGGAAACAGGACAAGAAGAAAAGAAAGAACAACAAGAACCACAACAGCAACAAGAGCAAAGACAACGGCAAAAGAAGAACAAGAUGGAAGGAAAGUGGUGGAAAAAUGUAGUGCCAUGGGCAGGAACCACUACGGCUUCACCUUCUCACUCUGUAGAUCCUAUAAGGCGUGGGGGAAAAAACAUUAAUCAUAUCUCUGGAUAUCUUGAAGGAAAAGAAAAUGUAGGAGAUGGAAAUGUCAUGUUGUAUGAUAUCAUUGCCCUUACUGUACAGGAAUUCUCUUUUCAUCACACACCAGAUCAUUUUAUUGCCUUUGUACAAGGUUGGUUUGAGGAACAGGGAUAUGUCGCUUUAGCUAUUGUAUCUUUAGAUGCAUCUGUUGUAUUAUUUGUAUUGGCGAGAAAAUUUGUGGCUUGUCUGUGUGGAGCUGUACGUACAAAGAAGAUUCCACUCACCUUCUCUGCACUUCAUGGAGAACGUGGGGCGGUUGUUGUGACGAUGGAAGUUGGAUCUUCACCGGUGUGUUUUAUUGCCCUUUACUUGCCUACAUUAGCAUCUCAUACAGUACUUCAACCUUUAGCGUUAGCAACACAAAUUGCUUUUAUUCGUGAAGUGUUAAUGCAUAUUCCAGGUGGUGUUCGUGGAAGUUUCUUACAAUCACAACAACAACAAGAAGAACAAGAACAAGAACAAGAAAAGGGUUUACAAACGAUGGAUGCACAUGAUGCUGCUGUGUUAAGUGCGUUACGUCGUCAAACGAGUACUGUAGAUGGAUUGGAGUAUUAUGAUUAUCUCUUUUUAAUGGGAUAUUGGGGUAUGCCAUUAUUUCUCUCUUCUUCACAUGAAGAAGAAAAGAAAGAAGAAGAAGAUGAAAAAAAAGAUGUUGGAACCUCUAUGGUUUUGGUGGAACUAAUGGAAAAACUCCAAUGCGCUCUUGCAGAAGAAGAGAAGGAAGAAAAAGAAAAAAGAAAGAAAAUUCAUGAAUAUGAACGAAUUGGGGAUAUACAUGAUUGGAAAAGAAAAAUGAUGAUGAAGAUGAAGAAGAGUCCUCAUCAUGGUUUAUUCCCUGUUGUGAAUGAACUAUUAUGUAAUCAUGAUAUAUUAACGCUAUUACGAGAUUCCUCAUUACUCCUCUCGCCCAAGUCUGGUUUAAUGGAGGCGAUGCCGUUAUUUUUUCCAACCUCCAGAGUUAUUCCAGGAACUACACAUUACAGUUUACAACUUAUUCCUGAAAAGGGAUAUAAAAAAAACAAUACAGAAAAUGCUCUGGAAGCGGAUGGAGUCCUUUUCUCAUAUUCUUCUCGUAUACUUUAUAAACAGCAGCAAGAGGGUGAAAUAAAAUUACUGAAUCGACUCCUUACACCACUAGCAUACGGUACGGUCCCACCACUACCAUCAUCCACUCCACAUAUUCUCAAACUUUGUAAAUCACAUCCACAAGUUAAUAUACGCAAACAGAAUAAAUUGUUAAAGAAAAUACGAAAAAGCAAACGAACUGUAGUAUCCAAAUCAAGAGAACAACUUCUUCUUUCUAGUCAUUUACCCGUUUGUGCGGCAUUUACUAUGCAUAUACUACGUCCUUGUAUUGGUGGUGCACUUUGGCAAGAAGAACAGGCCGCACAACCGGCGGCUGGUCAAGUCUGGUGUUUACGUCUACGUCGUCUCGCUAUUGAAAUACCAGAGAAAAAUGGACAAACUUCAUCUUUACUAGAUGAACGUUGUCUUGCUAUUGUUAUACAGUUUGUUCCUUUUCUAUCUCAUCCACUUGUAAUUAUGGCUCGUGAGAGGAUGAUGAUGGGGGAGACAGAAAUGGGAAGAAGAACCAUGGGAACAACUACAAGAGCUAUUUUACGUUAUCGACAAACAAAACGGACGGUAAAUAUUCAAGAGAAUACAUAUAUCUCUCCUCACAUAAUGCCUUUAGAUUCAUUAGAUUGUAUGAUUGGUGAUUACACAGUGGAUCCAGCCAUACCAGUACAAUCAAGAGAUAAAGGUUCAAAAGCGACAACAAGUGGUUCACUACCUUCUUUACCGUCAACGGCACUUGCAGAGAUUUCCCUCGUGCCGCAUCAUGCGGUUAGUCUUGCUCAUGCCAAAAUGCUUUUAUCUAUUUUUGACUACAGCAACAGUAAAGAAGAAGCGCAUCUUGUUGGGUCGGCAACACUACCACUUGUGAAUAUUAUGCACGCUACUGUAGAUCAUGCGGCUGGUGGUGGUAGUAAUAGUAAUAGUAGUGAUGAUGUUGCUACUGUAUUAGAGCCUACAGGGAGGCAGAGAAAUAGUACCUUAAAUGUACCAAAUAAUAAAAAGAUACCAGCAGAAGAUGUGGAGUUAAAAUUGCCUGAAAUUUCUUUACAUCGAUCUGGACAGUGUGUUGGUAGUGUUGUUGUUAUUUGUUCUCCUCUCAUGUGUACCCCUGCUUCAGCUAAUACUGUUGUUACUACUGUAGAUAAUGAUUAUGAUAUUCUGUAA
Molecule: messenger RNA, 10812 nt
Organism: Trypanosoma theileri
Lineage: Eukaryota; Euglenozoa; Kinetoplastea; Trypanosomatida; Trypanosomatidae
Exons: 1
Coding region: 1-10812 (3603 amino acids)
Source: RefSeq, a predicted model, not a curated record